GAGCCUAAAGCCCCUCCUUUCCCAUGCCCUGCACACACUGCACCCAUCCAGCUAUUCAUUCCAAUUCUCCUCUCUUUAUUUAUCUUUAUAUUUCAAAAAAGAAAAAAACUUACAAAGAAUACAAAAGCGUGUUGUUCAAAGUUUAAACCCCCUGCCCAUAUAUAAAGCUAAAGCUAUCCCAAUAUAUACAGAUCUCACUCUCUCCCUCACUUCCAUUUUCAAACUAUGCCCAUGCCUCCCCCUCAGCCACCACAACUCCUCCCCCUCCUCCUCCUCCUCCUCUUUGCCUUCCUCAUCAUCCUCCUACUUCCCGCUCCCUCAGUCUCUGCUACCACCACAAGCACAUCCAAUGCCACCACCACCACCACCCAACAAUUUAGGGAAGCCCCUCAAUUCUACAACUCCCCAGACUGCCCUUCCAUCACCCCCCUCCACCACGACGACGUGGACCCCGACGAGUCAGACGAUGACCACAUGAUGAUCUGCUCCUAUCAAGCCGUCCAUGUGGCAAUGACACUCGACACCGCCUACAUCCGCGGCUCCAUGGCCGCCAUCCUCUCCGUCCUCCAACAUUCCUCCUGCCCCCAGAACGCCGUCUUCCACUUCGUUGCUUCCGCCACCGCCAACGCUCCCUACUCCGCGACCCCGCGCGCCCCCCACGUCGCCGGCCCCUCCCCAACCCCCACCCCCCCCGCCCUCGACUGCCCCCUCAACUACGCCCGCAGCUACCUCGCCGACCUCCUCCCCCUCUGCGUACGACGCAUCGUCUACCUCGACUCCGACCUCAUCCUAGUCGACGACAUUGCCAAGCUCGCCGCCACCCCCCUCGGCCCCUCCUCCGUCCUCGCCGCCCCCGAGUACUGCAACGCCAACUUCACUACCUAUUUUACCCCUGCCUUCUGGUCCAACCCCUCACUCUCCCUCACCUUCGCCGACCGCAAGGCCUGCUACUUCAACACCGGCGUUAUGGUCAUCGACCUCGACCGCUGGAGAGGCGGCGACUACACCACGAAGAUCGAGGAGUGGAUGGAGCUGCAGAAGCGGGUGAGAAUCUACGAGCUCGGCUCGCUACCGCCGUUUCUGCUGGUGUUCGCCGGGAACAUAGCGCCGGUGGAGCAUAGGUGGAACCAGCACGGGCUCGGAGGUGACAACUUCAGAGGGCUUUGCAGAGAUCUGCAUCCUGGUUCGGUGAGUUUGUUGCAUUGGAGCGGGAAGGGGAAGCCAUGGGCGAGGCUCGAGGCCAACAGGCCUUGCCCUCUGGAUGCUCUCUGGGCUCCUUAUGAUCUCCUGGAAACGCCAUUUGUUUUGGAUUCAUAAAAGUGUGGAACAAAACGGUGCGUUCUGGGUUUGAGAUGUGAAGCCGCCGCAGACUGUGAAUUGUGCGUCGUCGUCGGAUGAUGAGCGAGCGAGAUUGUGAUGAUCAGUCUUGGCUUGGAAAUGCGAUUGAAGAAGGUCGGUGGAAGGAAACAUAAUUGAAUUGUAUGUAGAUGAUGAUGAUACAGGUACAUCUGGAAAAUAUGUAUAAAAAAAAAGACUGACGAUGUAUACUCAAAAAGUAAUGAAAAUGGAAUAAAUCAUGAAUUUUUGUCACCAAUAAAAGUGUGAUAUAUAAUGCGUAAUUGUAUCAUAUUCGUCUGUAAUUCAUGUAUAGCAAAAGAGCUGUUUUAAUUUGG
Molecule: messenger RNA, 1673 nt
Organism: Prunus mume (Japanese apricot)
Lineage: Eukaryota; Viridiplantae; Streptophyta; Magnoliopsida; Rosales; Rosaceae
Gene: PARVUS
Product: Nucleotide-diphospho-sugar transferases superfamily protein
Cellular component (GO): Golgi apparatus
Molecular function (GO): glycosyltransferase activity
Source: RefSeq, a predicted model, not a curated record